AUGUGGCAAAUUUAUGAUUUGGUAUUUAAGACUUUUAAUGAAGAAGGAGCAACAUUUUUUGCUGAUUGUAUGCCAGUUUUACAUGCUUUUCUAACAGUUGGCUCUGAAGUUUUUUUGUCUUCACAAGAAAAAAUUCAAAUGUUGUUAUCAAUGUGUGAAAAAACUAUUUGUGAUAAUGAUAGUGAUGAACUUGGAAAAGCGCAUGCAGCAAAAAUGCUUGAGGUUUUUGUUUUACAAAGUCAAGGUCAUCCAAAUUCUUGUUUGCCACAUAUUCUUCGUUUGGUAUUAACUCAACUUCAAAUUGCAGUAAAAGACGAGCACACUUUAGAACAAUAUAAAUCACAACUUUUAAUGAUUUUGGUUGCCGGGUUCUAUAAUGAUUCUAAUUUGUCUACAAGUAUUUUUGAACAAUCUCAAAUAAAUUCAACACAAAAAAUUACUUUUGAAUGGUUUUUGGAAGAAUUAUAUGAAAAUAGAGACAAUUUUGAGGGAAUACAUGAUCGUAAAAUGUUAAUAUGGUUUUUAUGUCGUCUUUUAUCGAGUGGUUUAAUUCCUACAAUGUUUCAACAAGAAGCAACAAAGAUGAUGGAUUGGUUAAUUGAUCUUUUCAAAGAUUUACAACGUUGUAUUAAAGGGUUGGCUGAUAAAAUUAAAGAAGAUUCAGAUGAUGAAGAUGAGGAAUCAAGUGAUGAUAAUAAUGAAAGAAUGAAUGGUGAACUUAAAGAUUCUGAUGAUGAUGUUGAUGAACAUAAUAUGGAAUAUUUGGAAGCUGUAGAUAAUGAAAAUAAUAAUCAAAAUAAAAAAAGACGUAAAAGGCAAAGUACAAAUAGUAAAAGUAUGGGUGAAGAUCAAAGUGUUGAAGAUGAAUUAUUUGAAGGUUAUGAAACUACUUCAAGUGUAACAGAUGAUGAAGAUUAUCAUCAUUUUCAGGAAGAAAAUGAUUUGGAGGCUUUUACAACUUUAAUUGACGAUCAAGAUGAUAAACAAGGAUUAAAUGUUUUUGUCCUUUUUAAACAUACAUUUGAAGUUUUGAAACAAAAUAAUCCAUUAUUAUUUGAUGCUCUUUGUGAUCAACAAAAAUUGGGUGAAAAAAGAAUUGCUGAAUUAAAAGCUUUAACAGAUGUUUGUAUAAGAGAAGAAAAUUUGGUUGAAUCAAAACAACUUGCUCAAUCUGGUGGUUAUUCAUUUGAUGCAAAUCAACCAGUUCCGGGGACAUUUAAAUUUGCUUAA
Molecule: messenger RNA, 1230 nt
Organism: Meloidogyne enterolobii
Lineage: Eukaryota; Metazoa; Nematoda; Chromadorea; Rhabditida; Meloidogynidae
Source: the annotation of a GenBank genome assembly